GACGCCGCGCUCCCGCCUGACCGCGGGUCAGGGGCAGCAACAUGGCUGCGCCCAUGUGCACGUCGGGGGUACGGCUGGAGCCGGCGGUUUAGUCCCGUCCCGUCCGGUGGUCGGGAGCGCCGGUCUGUGCCCUGCCGUGUAGCCACCUCCUAUCGCCACCCCCGCAUGGAGCCGCGAGAGUCCUGGGCGGCCUUGGCGGCUGGUGGAGUUGCUGGUGUCUGUGUUGACUUGAUCCUUUUUCCCCUGGAUACUGUAAAAACAAGACUGCAGAGUCCUCAAGGAUUCAGGAAGGCUGGUGGUUUUCGUGGCAUCUAUGCUGGUGUUCCUUCUGCUGCUAUAGGAUCCUUUCCAAAUGCUGCUGCAUUUUUUAUCACCUAUGAGAAUGUGAAAUCUGUGCUGCACCAUGGCUCUACAUCGUACUUGACUCCGGCAACACACAUGGUGGCUGCCUCCCUUGGGGAAGUGGUUGCAUGCCUCAUUCGGGUUCCAUCUGAGGUUGUCAAGCAAAGGGCCCAGGUCUCUCCUUCCUCGAGCACCCUCCGGAUUCUCUCCCACACCUUGUAUCAUGAGGGUAUUCAAGGACUUUAUCGGGGUUAUAAAAGCACAGUAUUAAGAGAGAUUCCAUUCUCUCUGGUACAAUUUCCCCUCUGGGAGUCCUUAAAGGAUCUCUGGUCAUGGAAGCAGGGUCACGUGGUGGAUUCUUGGCAGUCAGCAGUCUGUGGAGCUUUUGCAGCUUGUUCGCAGGUGUUGUCCCACGGAUGGCAGCCAUCAGCCUGGGAGGCUUCAUCUUCCUGGGGACAUACGAGAAGACUCACCAGCUGCUGCUCUGACCCAGCCUGGCCGGUCCUGCCGGUGGCCGCCGAAGGGCUGGAGAAGCCACCGAGCUGGAGGAGGAGUCGGCCCGCGAACGCAGCCUUCCUCCUGCCGCCCCUUCGCCGUGCCGCAGCAGCUGUUCAGCAGGCCGAGCGCCGCUUUCGCUGCUAAAGAAAAGUAAAUCCUCCAAUAAUCCAAUUUCCCAAACAUGAAAUUUUCCUGCAUGGAAAGUGAGUGAGGUCAUUGUGAGAGUUGUGCCAAAAAAGUAAUGUUUGGGGGGUAAAUAGCUAAUUAUGGUGGCUGAGAAAGGCGUUAUUAGAACUCCUGCAGGGGAAAUGUUUUGCAAACCUCCAGAUCGUGGGCUGAGCCAGGAGGCCGAAAUAAAGCGAGUUUUCAUAAUUCAGUGGCACCUGCCUCAUAACACGGGGAGGGUUUUUCUGGUUGGGGAAGGGGCUGAUAGAGUUACAGCCUGCUGCCCUCUGACAGCCCUGAAAGUAUUCCAGGUUGGGAGAGCUCUUUGUAAAAGACAAUAAUGCAUUUGUUUCUGAUUUGAGCCGUAUUUGUGAAAGUUUAUAUUCCUGUUUAUACCUACAGGUGCUCAGUGAGCAUUCCUGUGUGGUAGCCAGUGCAGCUUUAUUAAUUAGACUCACAUUUCUCCAGUAAAAGCAUGGGCUUGUAUUAUUUUACAGCUAUGCCUUGUGCAAAGACAUGCAGGUCUGCCUUCUUUUGGUCUUCCUCCCUCAGCAGCUGAAGGAGCAGGAGGCUGGAAAUGCUGAAACCCAGGAGGGCGGCCGGGAAGGCAAGGCAGGGAAGGGUGCACAAGUCCUGCCGCUGCAUGGAUGGAUCCUGAGGGUUCUCAGGGGACUGCUGGCAGGCAGAGCGAACCUCUGCUCUUGGUCUCAUAUUAGGAAGGAGAAGCUGUAGUGGCCAAAAUGGUGCAGGGAUGAGCUUGGUGAAAAGGCCUUAUUGGAAUUACUCAAAAUUAUCACCAGAGUCUAGAAGGGGGGAAACUGGCCAAGUUUACAGCAGCAACUUGGCUAAGCCAUGCUUGGGAAUGUUCAGAUGUGGAUGGCAUUUGCAUGGGGACGCUGGGGCAGGUAGAGCCGAGCUGCGGCAGCGAGUGCCUUCAGCAGGCACCGAAGACCCUCCUCAGGCUGUGCCGGGGCGCUGGGAUAAGAGGGGCCGGGUCAGGUGGUGCCGGUUCACACGUUUCCCCCGGGCUCAGCUGUGCUGCUGGGAGGCUGAGGGGCCCCUCACUGGUGGACUUGUGCGUGGGGGUGAGGAGGGGGGUGCCGGCUGCCGCAGGGGCCCCAUGGGGUGUCGGGGCGCAAUGCACCGUGAGUGCCCGUGGUCAGGCUUGAGAGGGGCGGCAGAGCCCGGCUUGUGCAGCCACGGCGUGCACCAGAGCUGACUGACGUCGUACGUGCGCCUCUGGGGUGCUCAGGUUUAACACUGAGGUUGUCCUCUUCAGGAGGAAGGCGCCCAGCUGCAGGGAGCCUCGGGUGAGGGAGGACAAAUGCCAAACCAGGUCAGCGCGUGAACGAGGCUGGGCCAUGCGCAACGCCUGAGCCCCUGCCCAGAGAACAGACUGCUGCCUAGGCACAAACCUAGGCCAGGCUUACCAAGGCUGGAUGGUUUAUUACACUGUCAUCCCAUGACAUAGUAGUAAGACUUCUUCGAGGCCAAAACAUAGCAAAUAAUUGGCAAAUGAGUAAAACAUAAAGAACAAAAGACAUAAUUCUUAAAAAUAACCUUCAAUUGAAAUGGGGAAUUUCAGCCAAGUCCUGUAAUGGCUGGUUAAUUGUGCCAGUUUCCGUGGCAUGGUGUAGCAGUGCUUCCUGCCACUUUUAAGGUUGUCUCUUUUAUGAAGUUUAUAUAUAUAGUGGAACCAAUUUUAGGGGUCUUGGGGAGGGGAGAUUUAUUACUGUGUCUUAAAAGCUAACUUAUAUUUUCUAUUAAAGCUUUUUAAACAUAAUGUGAGGGUUAGCACCACAGUUGGUGCAUUUAAUUACUUGAGCUGAAAAUAAUCAUGCCUUGUAAGCCGUUGGGUCCAAAUGCUAAACUGUUGGGUUUUGCUUAAUAGGUGUAUAAUCAGUUUUUGUCAUUACUGCUUUCUUUUCUUAACAAAAAAAAAAAGGCCCCAAACAACUACCCAGAUUGUUUUAGCACCCCUACUGUGGGGGGUGUGGGAGGCGAGCCGGCCGCCACGUGCCUCCCCGUCCCAUGUGCUGCUGGACUGGCGCCACAUCCCGACCGCUGCAGGAAGGACUCAGUCAGCCGGGAAUGGCACGAGGCAAGUUCCGCACACACCGAUUUGUCUAAUCCUGCUGAAAAUGGCACUUUUAGUUGUGGGGCUACAGGGGAAAGACCUAAAAAUGCAUUGGGUUUUCCCCUACUGCCCGUUUGCCGUGAGUUUUAGUGACAUUUUAUGUCAUGCUUACUGACACUUGACAAUUUUAUUCCAUUACUGGGGUAAGUGGACUAACAAAACUUGAAUCUCAGGCAUCAGCCUCUUAAAGGAAGAGCCUUUAACAUUUUAAAAUACUUUAACUCCUAUGUGUGUUAAGGGAUUUAUCAGCGUAGGUUCAAAAAGAUCUGCUUUAUACCCAAAGUUGUAACGUGGAGGGAGAAAUAUAGACUUUUUUUUUUAAAAAAUAUACAGGAGCCGAAUUGAGAUUUUUAGUUAAAGCAAGAACCCAAGCUUAUCUCUGAAGCUGCCUCUGGACUUCCCAUCAGGGUGGGGCUCAGUUUGAGAAAGCUGGAGGUGUUCACAACUGCAGCUGACUCCGGUGCUAUCCUGGCCCCAUUUUUCAUACAUACACACACGUGCACCCCCCCGAUCUGUUCUGCUUGCCCCGCCAAGAUAAGGGCACAUGCCAGAUGCUAAAGCAAGCUGAUACAUUAGAAAUGCGUUUCUUAGAGUUCUUCAUUGCAUCUUUCAACACAGCCCCCAGAUUCCACCCCAUCCACAAGCCAGGCUGCCAGAGUCUCAUGCUGAGCUGCAGUAUCUAAUGUUAAAGUUGUGGGUCUAAUUUCAAGAGCGGGUAUUUUGGCAGUUAGGCUGCGUUUGCAUCAGAGAGAGACAGAAAAAAGCAUAGCAAUGGAUUAGAAUUUUAUUUAAUUUUCAACUGAAACUCCCAAAAGCUCACUCUCAAGAAAACAGCUGUAGUAUUAUAAAUGAACCUUUAUUAAAGACACUUCAAUGCCAUUUGUUAGACACUUCAAUAUCUUACAUGUUUUUCAAUGUACAACAUUGUACCAAAUUUUCUAAUAAAUAAAUAACUUUGUACACAAAAGUAAUACUUCCUCUUUCACAUUGCCUCUUAGAAGCAGCAAAUUCACAUAUUUAGUGGAAGUCAAAACAUUAGGCAGUUAACUUUAUUCAGAAACAUUAUUUUCAAAUGUUAAUGUGGCAAACAUGCUUUGUGGCUGCAAUGGUGAUGACAUUUCCGCCAGCAAAAUGAGUCAAUUCAAUCAUUCCCAUCUUCCCCCGUCCCCGGUUCCACUGUUGUCACCUUGCGAGUCGGUUCUGAAGCAUACUUUUCCCUUAAGGGAAAAUUACGCUUGGUUUAUAGUUUUCUAACAUCACUCAACAUAAUUAGCCACCUGUCUCAAAGUGCAAACGUGUCAAUAGUCAGGAACUGAUACAGACAGGUACCUGGCUGAAUUAUGCCUUGCUUCAUCAAGGUCAGGUUCAGCCGCCUCGUCUAGGGUGAACCUCGCCAUCAGCAGAGGCCCUUCCCCUGCGGAGGUGGCGGCUCCUCGCCGUGAGGCUGGGGAGGACCAGCUUGUAACAAAGCGACCGGGCACCUCGCGUCCCGCUGCAGGGCAGCACGUAACAGCUCGCUGAAACCCCGCAGGCGCGGUAGCGCUUGGGCACAUCCCCAAGCGAUGGAUCUGACCAGAAAAUUAAAUGUCUCUGCCCUUAUUUCUGAUGCUUUCCAGCCAGAGCACUAGCAAAGGUGGAUUUCCACCAGACCCGGCUUCAGGGGGACUGGCAUUUGAGCUGCUCCUAAGGAUACAAGUAACAAAACCCCCUAAUAAACCUUCCCCCAAAGUAGUCAUCACCAGAGUUAGCAACCUUAUGUUAGCAGAACUCGAAUGACAAGUAACUGGAAGGGAGUCCUCCAUCCACAGGUACCAACACCAACAGAAAGCAGCCUUUCUAUAAAUAAAAAGCAUCAUAGUGAAGUUAGAAGUGACAAAGGUGGGCAUUUCUUUCCCCGCCCCAUUCAUGGAUGAACUUAAAAGACCACAUAAAACCACUCGGGCCAUUUCCAUUGAACAGAGUACUUUCAACCAAAAAUAAAUGGUUUCCCUUCUAAAUGAGUACAUUUCUGAGUAGCCUAGAAUUGCUACACGAAGCAGCAAAAUCCAUUUGAAGCGGGUAUUUUCAUAUAGAGUCCGGCUGCAGAUGGGGGUAAUGGCAUUCAACAGGAAAGCGUAAUAUUGUGUUGCAGGAAAAAAAAGGGUUAGAAGUAUCAGAUGAAUUAACGGUACAGCUGUCAGCUUAGGAGUGUGAUUUUAAGUUUUGUUGGCAAAACAGCUCUAUGGUUUCAAACCCCCUCCAGAACAGAGGUAUUAUUUUGGGUGUGAAAAUGCAUUAUACUGGCACAGGUUAUUCCUUCCGAAGAGGGUGAGGCUGUGUAUCGUUACGUGCACCUCCUACAGGUAAAGCCGCAUCCAUUUGCGAGGGGAAAGGCCCGCACUGAGCUCUGCCGGUGAUCGGUGCCGUAACAGCGUACGUGGGCAGGUAACGCCUCCCGCUGUGAUGCUUUUUGAGUGGUGCGAUAUGAGACCACCCCGCAGUUUACUGCGGGAAUUAUUUACUGUGGUAAUGACUGCUCACUAAUCAUGGCGGCCUUUUUGUCUGGGUGUUUUGGGGCUCUGCGCUGUCGCUGAAUUAUUCAGUGCCUCUUGUGUGGUCCGCUCUAACGUGUCACGCAGUCACAGUUCAAAUCCUAAUUUUUAUGCGUUUUUGAAAAGUGAUGGAAUUUAAGUUCUUCCACCAACAGGAAGAAAAAUCAGGUUGCUACGUAAUUUCUCACCGCAUGGUUUCUUUCCUAUAAACUUCAUUUGAAACAGUUGAAGAUCUCUGGUUAAAUGUGUUAAGUGCAAUAAAUUUCAAAGGGGAAGGAACUUUGUGCUAAGUAACCCAAUUGAUACUUGAUUUAAAGGAACUUCCGUUGAAAAGAGGACAAUCCCUUUGGAACAGUCUGGCUUUUUAAAAGUUCUGCUUAUGCAUUUAAGGCACCAGAAUUAUUUCUCUCACAAAGUUUAACAGCAACCUGAUACUGAAAACAAUAUUGCCAAAAUUGUAAAAUUUCACUCAGUUUUCCAUGCACUAAAGAUUAAAAUAGCCUCUGUAAAAGAUAUAUAUAUAUUUUUAUAUAUAUAUUUAUAUAUGAAAACUCUUAUGUACAACUGUAUCAAAUACUUUUCUCUUUACACAAUAAUCCCUUGCAUUUAUGUGCUUCAUAUGCAAGUCAACUUUUCAGCGCUUCAUACUUCUCAGGGAAGUUUUAAACUAUGUACAAACAGAUGACGCUCGAACAGGAGUUUGUUCCCCAUACAAGCUUGUUUCUCAUACCUCAGUUGUUUGCCUUUGACAGGUCACCAGUUCAAGAUUUGAGGUAGAAUUAAGUAGCCUAUAUACUCUGUGCAAAAAAAAAUUAAAAAAAAUAA
Molecule: messenger RNA, 6498 nt
Organism: Phalacrocorax carbo (great cormorant)
Lineage: Eukaryota; Metazoa; Chordata; Aves; Suliformes; Phalacrocoracidae
Source: RefSeq, a predicted model, not a curated record